AUGACAACGUAUAACAACCUAGGUUUUGCUCUCACCCCAGACUCUAUGGUCAACUUUCGCGCCAGCACAUUUCCAAUGCUCCUCAUGACUUUUCUCAUCCUCGUCGGCAAUACUGCUUACCCUUGCAUGCUCCGGUUCAUCAUAUGGUGCAUGUUUCACAUUUCGCCCAAAGCCUCAGCUAUCCGGGAACCACUGAACUUCCUUCUUGACCACCCCAGAAGGUGCUACACACUUCUGUUCCCCAGUCGAACAACGUGGACGUUGCUGGGGACACUUGUGCUGCUCAACGGAUUGGAUAUCAUGCUCUUCAUGAUUUUGGACCUGAAGAAUCCGGAAGUCACAGCGAUAGAUACAACAUGGCAUCGAUUAUGCGCUGCAUCUUUUCAGUCUACUGCAUCAAGAACGGCCGGAGCUACCACGUUUUCCUUGUCUAAGAUUCAUCCUGCUGUACAAUUUAGUUUGAUGGUGAUGAUGUAUAUUUCUGUCUUUCCGGUAGCUAUCAGUAUGAGAAAGACAAACACUUACGAAGAGUCAUCAUUGGGUCUAUACGAGUCUGAAGAAGAGGUCGAUGAGAACUCGGACUCCUCGUCUUACUUGAGCCAGCAUAUCAAGAAACAACUUGCCUUUGACCUAUGGUACAUCUUCCUAGGCGUCUUUCUCAUAACUAUAGCAGAAGGGGAUAAGAUCGCGGACCUGGCUGACCCUGCCUUCCAGAUCUUCGCUAUCUUUUUCGAAGUUGUUUCUGCCUACGGAAAUGUCGGCCUAUCCCUUGGCCAUCCAAGUAUAAAUGCUGGGUUAUCUGGUAAGUUUACCACCAUCAGUAAGCUAGUGAUGUGUGCAAUGAUGGUCCGUGGCCGACACCGUGGCCUACCCUAUGAGCUUGAUCGGGCGAUUGUUUUGCCGGGAGAACGGCAUAAGCAAGAACAAGCUCGGACAGAUAGUCAAGUUGUAUCAAGUAAUAGCUAA
Trichophyton rubrum CBS 118892 is the source of this 966-nucleotide messenger RNA. RefSeq lists its product as uncharacterized. The record is from RefSeq and is a predicted model, not a curated record. NCBI's taxonomy places the organism in Eukaryota, Fungi, Ascomycota, Eurotiomycetes, Onygenales, Arthrodermataceae. The transcript is spliced from 6 exons. Gene Ontology annotation, molecular function: high-affinity potassium ion transmembrane transporter activity. Gene Ontology annotation, cellular component: plasma membrane. The coding region runs from base 1 to 966 and encodes 321 amino acids. Gene Ontology annotation, biological process: intracellular potassium ion homeostasis; potassium ion import across plasma membrane.